This is a messenger RNA of Blepharisma stoltei, 576 nucleotides long. The record is from the annotation of a GenBank genome assembly. NCBI's taxonomy places the organism in Eukaryota, Ciliophora, Heterotrichea, Heterotrichida, Blepharismidae.
AUGAAAGACAAAUACUACGCAGUUUCAAGGGGUAUCGAAACUGGGAUUUAUUCUUCAUGGGAAGAAUGUAAAAAACAAACACACGGAAUUUCUAACGCAAAAUUCAGAAGUUUUUACUCUUUAAAAGCAGCCCAAAAAUAUUUAAAUAAAAGAGAAGCUUUUAAUCAAAACUAUUUUAAUAGAAACGCACAGAGCCAAAGCCAAGAAACUUAUCAAUUGUAUUUUUACGUAAAACUUAAUGGUGAGGAUAAUUUUACUUCAAAGUUUGUAUUAAAGCAUAAAAGCGGGAUCUGCGUUUGCAAGUUUGAUAGAAAUUUUAAAUGCAGCGACAGAAAAAUAAUAGAGCUGCAAACGCUAUUUUUUGCUCUAAAAAAUGCUACUGAUUUGGAUAUUAAUAGAAUUGAAAUAUUUAGUUGCUCUUCUGAAUUGGUGAAUAGACUGAAAAAUGUGCAGAAAAAAUACUUCGAAAAAAAUACAGAAAAUUUAUUUGUUACAGUUAAAGAUAAGCUUGCAUAUUUUUCUAGCUGAGAAGUGUCAUAUAUAGAAGAUAGUGUUAUUGAUGAGGAAUUAUUAUAA